AUGAAACUCGAUCCAGCAGUCGUCAAGCUUCUCGGCCUGAACCCUGAGAAGACUAAUGUCUCCUCCGCCGGCGGAGGCGGCUCGAGUUCAGCAUCGACGUUGAAGAUCAUGUCGCAACUUGACGAUGGCACAGGCAAGGCUUUCUUCAUGAAAACUGGAAGCGGGGAAGAGGCAGAGGUCAUGUUUCAAGGCGAAUACGCGUCCCUCAAAGCCAUCUACGGCGCCGUACCCUCUCUAUGUCCUCAAUCCUUUGGUCACGGUCGAUUCGAGUCGCAGCCAUCAACUUCGUUCCUUGUGACCGAUUUCCUUCACCUCACGGGACGAUCGAGCUCCAAGUCGUCGAAAGCGCAAUCGCUGGCAGCCAAGCUCGCAAAGCUACAUACCACGCCCGCGCCCAUACCAGAAGGCUACGACAAGCCCGUAUUUGGGUUCCCAGCGACAACAUGUUGCGGCGACACACCACAAGACAAUAGCUACAAGGAGAGCUGGGCAGACUUCUACGCAGAGAAUCGUCUUAGGUUCAUUGUGCGAUAUGCGGAGCAGAAAGGGAGGAAGGAUGGCGACGUGAAGAAGCUAGUUGAGCAGACCGCGGCCAAGGUCGUACCCCGCUUGAUUGGGGAUGACCAUCUCAACAACGGCAAGGGAAUUACACCAGUCGUUGUACACGGCGACUUAUGGAGCGGCAAUGCAAGCGUAGGCGUCAUUGGUAGCACCAAAGGCGAGCCUGAAGCCGUAGUCUUUGACUCGUCGGCAUGCUACGCGCAUAAUGAGUUUGAACUAGGCAUCAUGAAUAUGUUUGGUGGCUUCGGUGGGAGCUUCCUGAAGGAGUACCAUGAGCUCUGUCCGAAGACGGAGCCGGCCGAAGAAUACGAAGACAGGGUGAAGCUAUAUGAGCUAUACCAUCACCUCAAUCACUAUGCGCUGUUCGGAGGAAAUUAUCGGAGCGGCGCGGUUAGUAUUAUGACUGAUCUUAUUAGGAAGUAUGGUGGUGAAGGAUAG
Molecule: messenger RNA, 999 nt
Organism: Alternaria atra
Lineage: Eukaryota; Fungi; Ascomycota; Dothideomycetes; Pleosporales; Pleosporaceae
Exons: 2
Coding region: 1-999 (332 amino acids)
Source: RefSeq, a predicted model, not a curated record